UUUCUUUCUAUUUUCAUUCUGAGACAUUUCUAAUAAUAAUCAAAAGAACAAGGCGUGAGGUCAUAAAAAAAAUAUACAGUCUGUAAAGUGAAUUCAAUCAGAAAAUCGAAGGGUUUCUCUCUCUCUCUCAUCUCUGUAAGAUAAACGUGCGGCAUGAAUAAGGACUUGGAAGAAAAUUACGAAGAAGAAGAAUCUGAUUUAGAAAAAGAUAUUCAUAUUUCUCGAGGUCACCGAGAUGUACAAACUGAUGAUGAAAUAGAAUAUGAAUUUGAUUUUGAAGAAUAUCAAGAUGAGGAGGAGGAGGACGAAAAUUGUGAAUAUGAAAAUGAAGAUGAAUUUGAAAACAACAAAAAAUUUGAAACAGGCAAAUUUCGACGAGUUCAUUUUUCACAAACGAAUAAAAUCAUACAAAUUGAUAGAUUGCCGGAAGAAACGAAAGAUUUGAAAAAGGAAAAAUCAACUGAAGAAUUAAAGAACAAAAGAAAAUCGAUCUAUAAUCUAGAUUCUUACAAAUCUGAAGCAACUGUUUCUAAAUUGAAAAAGGUGGAUUCAGAGGAAAUCAAUAAGAGUGUUCGCUAUUCCCAUUCUACGGGUAUACCAGGCAUCGCGAGAAUUGAUUUAUCACCUUUGACACAAAAAAUCGUUGGCUGUGUAAUCGGUGAAAAUGUCACUACCGAAUAUCCAUGGAUUUACAUAAAAAAGGAAUUAAUUGAGGACAAUAUUGAUCUUCAUGAUGAGAGCAGUGACUUUUUAGAUGUUAAAGAAGAAAUUGAAACUUUUCCUGAUACAAAAAUUUUAAUUGGCUAUGCACCAUCGUCAAUUAUUGAGGAUGGUCAAUUUUAUAUUUGUCUCACUGAAGCUGGACGCGAUUCUGUUAUACGUCAAAUUGAAUUUCAAAGAUUAAAUCAAGAAAGUCGUGUUAAAAAUGCCGUUCAUAAAAUUCCCAACGAUUGGAUUGAAUUUGGUAGUAAAAUUGAAGUUGACAAUAAUAUUGUCAAAUAUAAUAGACCACUUCUUCAAAUUGAGAUGGAAAUGAAGGGAAAAUUAAUGAAGAGACGUGUAAUAUUAUCGAAUCGUGAUGUUGACGAUCAAAGGGACGGUUACGUUAAACUAAAUCCUUACCGUGAGUCCUUCGAAAAUGUUUCAAAGCUUUUAAACGAUACUGCUGUCCAAGUAACUCCAACUUUCAUUGAUAACGAAACUCAAACCGUAACUAAAUUUCAAACGAAUACAUGGUCUCAGCACUCGAUGGAAUAUUCUACAUUUGAUCAUUUCAAACUUUCUGCGAGCAAAUCUCAAUCUCUAAACAAAUUUCUCAAGAAACACGAUCACUAUAUAACUAACGAGAUGCUGUUGAAUGCCACUUGGGACGUACACAUCAAUGAUUAUGUAAAUCUCAUUCAUUCCAAGAAGAAUAGUGAAACAAUGAUGACAGUUGCUUACAAGGAAUAUGGAAAUUACUAUGAUGGUAAAUUUUGUACGGAUAAAGUAAUUAAUGAUUUAUGUUGGCAUCCAUUUUUAACUGGAAUUGCCGUAUGUGCUUAUACGGAUUUUGCCAAGAGUAGCAAAUUUAUUGGACCUAGAAAUGAUAAUGAGGUUCGAAAUGUAACUGCAAAAAGUCAUAAAACCCUAUUAUGGUCCUUCACCGAUAAUCUUCAACCAAAAUUAAUUUUUGAUUCACCGCGAGAAAUUUCUGCUGUCUCCAUUUGUCCCUACGAUGGAAAUCUAAUUAUUGGCGGUUAUGCUAAUGGCCAAAUCGUUCUUUGGCACAUUCCUGAUCUAUUGGAAAAAUUGGAAUCAACCGAAGUGUAUACAACAUCACAAAUGAGACAUAAAGCACUCAUGAAAAGUUUAAUGUCCUGGAUGAAAGGUGUGAGAGGAUCAUCGGAUAUUGAGAUCACGGCAACAUCCGCUUUGCAAGCGAGUCAAAAAGGUCGAAUUACCCAAAUUGCGUGGGUGCCGUGUUAUAAUAAAAUUGGCAAAGAUGGAAAAAUCAUUAGUUUACCGGCGGAUACGCCACCCACAGAUUUGAGCUGUCAAUUCAUCACUUCCAGUGAGGAUGGAACUGUUGCUUUUUGGGAUUUAAAAUUAGAAAAAAUAUUUGAAAAAAGAAAGCAUUUAAAUAUAAAACGAGACAAAUCAAAAAUACCAAAACCAGAUAUUUUACUUCAAGUAAUUUCACCCUAUAAGGAAUUGGAUGGUAUUUGGCAUCCAGAUUAUAUAAUAAAUAUUAUUCAUCCCGAAUUUGGACGUCGUUUAAUUAUAACAACAAUGAAUAUAUAUUUCCCAAAAAUUCAUAAAGAACAAACAAAUUAUAAUUCAAAUCAAGAGAAUGACAUUUUAUUUAGAAAAUGUUUUAAAAAUAUUAUGAAGAAACCAAUAUACGACAUGGAAGCAAAAAUUUUUAUUGGAUCAGCCACAGGACAUUGCGGAGUCAUAACGUGGGAGGGUUAUAAUUUUUCAACUGGUCAAUUAAUAAAUCGAGAAACAUGUCAAUGGAAUUGGAUAAAUAUUAUUCACGAUGGUCCAAUUACUCAUGCUGUAAGAUCAUCAUUUAUCUCUGAUUUAAUAUUGACUGUUGGUGGAAAAAUUUUUGCAUUAUGGAAAGAAAAUUUUCGCCGACCAUUCUUUUGGAAUAGAUCGCAAUAUAGAUAUACAGCAUGUGCCUGGGGGAUUUAUCGACCUACAAUAUUAGUUGUAUCACGUUCAGAUGGAACAAUUGAAAUUUGGAAUUUUACAACAAAAAGUAUGGAAGCGAGUGUUAUGCAAAAUUUAUCAGGUGGUGUUCUUACGGGAAUUUAUAAUCACGAAUUACCUCUAAAUCCUCAGUGCACUGCUUUUUGUGAUUAUAAUGGCGCAUUGAGAUUAUUUUUAUCACCACCGAUAAUAUCUGAUUAUGAGAAUGAUAUUAAAUGGAUGGAAAUUUUCAUUAGACGAACAUUGAAGGGAAUAAAUGAUUUUCAAGAAUGGCAAAAAAAUUGGAGUGCAUCUAAUGUUGAAACUAUAGAAGAAAAGAAAAAACUAUCAGACCUUGAGAAUGAAAAAAGAAUUAAAGAAGUAGAAGAAGAAAAUGCCAGAGAAAUUCAAGAAACAUCAAAAACCAAUAAUUUACCAAAAACACAACAGUCAAUGAAUUUUAUUGAAGUUGCACGAAUGCGUUGGAUGUCAAUGGAAUUAAAACGAAUGCAAAAUAUUAUUCUUGAGAAAAAAGGUUUAAAAAAGAAUGAAUUAGAAAGACGUUGUGCACCUAUUUUAAAAAUGAGACAAGAAGUAGACGCAAAAAAACGUAAACUCCGUAAAAUUAUACAACUUCAAGAUAAAAUUUUCGAGGACACGACUGCUUUUCUUUUUCCUAAACAGUAUUACGAACAACACCAAAGAAAAGUUUCUACUACCACCACCAACACAAUCGCCGCCACGUUUGUCCCUGAAGAAAAACCUACGCCAACUUCGACAAAACUUGAAACUUCUCAAGAGAUACAAUUCAACAGUCCAGAGGAGGAGAUUAUCUACAACUUCAUGGAAGUUCAAGCGGAAGCUUUAUCCUCAAUGCUACGAGGACGUCCACACAAGUACGCAUUCCAGUGGCGAAAUACUCUGUCAGAGGGUAAGGCAAGAAGAAAUUCCAUGGAUGUUGAUCUCGAAAAAUUCAAUAAAUCAAAGAAAGCAGGAAUCACAUCAACUGAUGAAGAAUACAGUAUAAGUGAUUUGACUCGUAGUAUCAGUUCUUCAAGCAAUUUUUUCUCACAGGAAAGUGAAAUAGACAUUGAUGAUGACUGAUUUGUGAGAUUAAAUCCAAUAAUUUAUGGGAAAUUAUAAUUUUUUAAUUCACUCAAAAAUAUGAAGAUGUGGAA
Leptopilina boulardi is the source of this 3854-nucleotide messenger RNA. RefSeq names its product dynein axonemal intermediate chain 3-like. Gene Ontology annotation, cellular component: inner dynein arm. Gene Ontology annotation, molecular function: dynein light chain binding; dynein heavy chain binding. The transcript is spliced from 13 exons. The record is from RefSeq and is a predicted model, not a curated record. The coding region runs from base 154 to 3780 and encodes 1208 amino acids. Gene Ontology annotation, biological process: cilium movement involved in cell motility; inner dynein arm assembly. NCBI's taxonomy places the organism in Eukaryota, Metazoa, Arthropoda, Insecta, Hymenoptera, Figitidae.